This is a messenger RNA of Gambusia affinis (western mosquitofish), 535 nucleotides long. Its product is annotated as interferon alpha-inducible protein 27-like protein 2A. The record is from RefSeq and is a predicted model, not a curated record. Gene Ontology annotation, cellular component: membrane; mitochondrion. The coding region runs from base 133 to 423 and encodes 96 amino acids. The transcript is spliced from 4 exons. Lineage: Eukaryota; Metazoa; Chordata; Actinopteri; Cyprinodontiformes; Poeciliidae. Gene Ontology annotation, biological process: apoptotic signaling pathway.
AUGUUAAAACGGCUUGCCAUAUUGGGAGGGUUGUGGCGCAGGACUGAAGGCUUGAAGAAACGUUUUAUUCCAGGAAUUUUUUUGUAGGCAUGCUAUUUAAAGGCCAGACGUUCAGUUGAGAAAUCUCACACCAUGGGUCUCUUAACAAUUGCAGUAGCGUCAGCUGUUGGUGCUGGCGGGGCGGUCGUAGCAGCCCCUUUUGUUCUUGGAGCCAUCGGGUUUACCAGCGCAGGAAUAGCGGCGGGCUCCUAUGCAGCAUCGAUGAUGUCUGGAGCAGCCAUCGCUAAUGGCGGAGGCGUGGCAGCAGGAAGUGCUGUGGCUGUCCUACAAUCAGCCGGGAUGGCUGGUCUGGGGACAGCUGCCGCAUCUGCUGUGGCAGGUGCUGGAGGGGCGCUCACAGGACUUGUGGCCCUCAUUUUUUAAGACGCACAUCAUUGAGAUGAAAAUAAAAACCUUUCCAAAUGAAAAUCAAAUUGAACUCAAGGCAACCAAUGUUGUUGAAUGAAGAAUUCUAAAUAAAAGCAUUUGAAAAGUA